GUGGCCCUUCAAAACUUCUAGGCAGCCAUGGAAAAGGCAGAGUCCGUGCCAGAGGUGGUUGAGAGCAUCGAAAAACUCCUUAACAAGCACCAGCAAGAACUUCUACAACACCUCGACUCUUGGGCUGACCGUGUGACAAGUGCUUACGCCAAUGCACCUCUUGCUCUAGGAUCUCUUGGGACUUUGGCCAAAAAGCCAACUGGAGGCACCUUCGGUGCCUUGAAUUGUGGGGAAGCCCCUGUCGUCUCUGGUGAGGAUGCAGAAAUUGCACCAAAGAAGAACCGGAAAAGCUAUGACGAGGCCAGGUUGACUCACGUACAGGCAAUGGAGGCUCGGUCUGAGGUUGAACUGUCUCGAGGAUUCUCAGAGGUGAAGCCUUUUUGGCACAGCUGGCGCCAUUUUCGCAGAUUCUGCAAGUGGCUGGUGGAGUCUAGCUGGGCGAAUACUUUUUUUGCAUUGUUGAUUCUCUCGAACUCUGUGUUCUUGGGAGUGCAAUUAGAGAUGCAAGCCGCGUACCAAGAUGUAAGCAUCCAGCUGACCGUAUUUGCAGCCUUCAACGUCAGCUAUGCGGUACUAUUUUCCUUGGAAGUUGCAUUGCGACUUUUAGCUUGCGGACCAAGUUCCUACUUGUGGCUAUCGGACGAGUAUGUUUGGAAUUGGUUGGAUGUUUUUGUCGUUUUCGCUUCAUGGAUAGAGCUGAUCAUCUUUUUCUUGACGCCAGGCUCCACCAUGGGCACAAACAGGAACUUCCGCGUUCUUCGCUUGCUUCGCUUUGGUCGGAUUGUUCGAGUCGUGCGAAUCGUUCGCGUUGCCCGCUUAUUCCGCUCCCUUCGAACCUUAAUCAAUUCCCUCGUCGGGACAUUGAAAUCCCUGUUUUGGUCGCUGUUGUUGCUCGCACUGAUCAUGUACAUGUUUGGCAUCCUAUUCACGGAUGCCGUGCUGGACCACAGGAAUGAAUUGAAUUUUGCAGACGAAACAAGCAAUUUGUCAAAAUUCUUUGGUGGCCUCUACCCAUCAAUCGUUACGCUUUUCCGUUCUAUUUCGAAUGGCCUGACAUGGGGGGAAGCAGCUGAUGCACUUGAGAACAUGGACAACGGGAUAUUCUGGUCGUCACUCUUCCAUUUCUAUGUGGCAUUCUGCAGCUUUGCCGUUUUGAACGUGAUGACAGGAUGGGACAGCUAGCGUGACUCUGCGCACUCGACUUCAACCAUUGGGAACAUUUUGCAAUGCAGCAAUUAAAGCAGCUGAACGUGAUCAUGACAUGCUGGUGCUUUCACUCAUGCAGACACGGCAAGAGCUGCGCGAACAAGUCGCAAACCUAUUCCACAGAAUUGACCAUCAUGGAUCUGGGCAAAUUACGAUCACUGACUUCGAGUCUCAUUUUAGUGAUGAUGCCGUAAUUGCCUUCUUUGAAUCUUUGGAAAUCGGAGCUAUGGAUGCCUGGACCUUGUUCCUAAGCUUGGAUGUGGAUGGCGAUCACACCAUCAGCGUAGAUGAAUUCACUGAACGAUGCCUCCAGCUGCAUGGUCCUGCGCGGUCCGCGGACAUUUUCGCCUUGCGGCAGAACACUGACAAGCUGGAAGAGGAGCUCAUGAAGGUGGAAGCAAGACAGCUGCAAUUGAAUCAGCGAUUCACCGAGGUCAUCGACACAGUAAGGCAUCAACGUCAUGGACGACGUGGAGGAUGGGAAUAUGAGCAGACGAAAGAAGCCUUUCUGUGAGGCCUUGCUCUGGUGAUAAACGUGGAACUUAAUGAUUCGAGAGAACAAAGUUGAGUGGUGCGAAACUUGAAGGCUUUGCAUGGUUUUGCUCCCUUUUCCAAGCGCAACCAUGGGUACCAAUCCCUGGGUGCCUAGACAAGAAGUUUCACCUUUGGUGCUACAUCAGCCUCUACCAGAGCAUUCAAAUCUGCGAAGCAGAUUGUGCAAGACUAUGCCGGAGAACUGCAAGAUUGCAAAACAAUAGGCAUUCAUUCGAAUCGGAAUAAGUGUCUGGAAUCCUCUU
Cladocopium goreaui is the source of this 2003-nucleotide messenger RNA. Lineage: Eukaryota; Dinophyceae; Suessiales; Symbiodiniaceae. The record is from the annotation of a GenBank genome assembly.